Molecule: messenger RNA, 747 nt
Organism: Boleophthalmus pectinirostris (great blue-spotted mudskipper)
Lineage: Eukaryota; Metazoa; Chordata; Actinopteri; Gobiiformes; Gobiidae
Gene: bnip3
Product: BCL2 interacting protein 3
Exons: 4
Biological process (GO): positive regulation of apoptotic process; mitochondrial outer membrane permeabilization
Cellular component (GO): mitochondrial outer membrane; nucleus; mitochondrial envelope
Source: RefSeq, a predicted model, not a curated record
CCUCUCAGAGCCCAGACCCCUCUCCUUGUGUGGAGAGGCUCAGAAGGAAACAGUACACAGUCAGAUGAAGACUUUCAAGAAAGAAGACGAGAAGUAGACAACCUGCUGAAGAAAAAUGCUGACUGGAUUUGGGAUUGGUCCAGUCGACCAGAAAAUAAUCCCCCCAAGGAGUUCCUGCUGAAGCACCCCAAGCGCACGACCUCUCUCAGCAUUAGGAACACCAGUGUCAUGAAAAAGGGAGGCAUUCUCUCAGCUGACUUUCUGAAGCUGUUUUUGCCAUCAUUAAUCAUUUCCCACAUCCUGGCUGUUGGAGUAGGGAUAUACAUUGGAAAGCGCCUAACUUCCCAUAACCCCUCAACCUAUUAAGUUGGUCACAUUGUAGUGGUCAUACAGCUCAUGCCUUAAAACUGGAUUUUGUGCAGCUCCAGAGGGACAAGAGGGAGCUACACUGACCAUCAGUUUAUAAAGCAAGUCCUCAUUGCGUUCUCAGUAUCUCCUGCUCAGCCAGAUGACCGUUGCUGCUUUUUAUAUAUCUACAUCAAUGUGUCUGAGCCAUUUAUUAAAAUGAAAAUCAACCAAAUAGAUUUUAUUUUGAAAAUUUUAAGAAUCAUUCUAAAGGGAUCAUCUAGUUACGUGAUUUUUACAUUUACUGAUUUUUCAGCUUUUUUGAAUGUACUACAAGUGUAUAAAAAACAUUUAUGGUCCUUAUUGUGUUUCAUAAGCUAAAUAAAAAUGUUACAUAAUGUG